AUGAGGAAGGGUGCUAAGAGGAAGACGACACACAAGGGCGAGCCUCCGAAGAAGCCGGUGGCAGAGGCGGCGGCGGCGGCGGCGGUGGAGGAGCUGAAGAAUGAGCCGAGCCAAUCUUCUGGCCAGCCGGUCGAAGAUAACAACUUACCGGAGGGUUUGGAUAAUGGAAAGCCGGAGCCGAGCGAUAAAGCGGCUGCCAAGGGUAGACGUAAGCGAGCCAAAGUCUCCAAGCCUGAGACGGAGACCGAGUAUUUUCCCGAGAAGCGAAAUUUGGAGGAUCUCUGGCAGCAGGUUUUUCCAGUUGGUACAGAGUGGGAUCAGUUGGACAUGGUGUAUCAAUACAAUUGGAACUUUUCUAAUUUGGAAGAUGCAUUGGAAGAAGGAGGUGAAUUGCACAAUAAGACGGUCUACCUCUUUGGUUGUACUGAGCCUCAAUUGGUCUCUUUCCAGGGUCAGGCAAAAGUUACAAUGAUCCCUGUGGUGGUAGCUAUUGUAUCACCCUUUCCUCCCUCGGACAAGAUUGGAAUAAAGUCAGUUCAAAGAGAAACUGAAGAAAUUUUGCCAAUGAAGCAGAUGAAAAUGGCCUGGGUUCCAUAUAUCCCACUUGAAAAGAGGGAGGCACAGGUUGAAAGACUUAAAAAUUCAAAAAUCUUCAUCUUGAGCUGCACCCAGAGAAGGGCUGGUCUACAGCAUUUGAAGAUAGAGCGCGUUAAGAAGUUCGAGUAUUGCUUACCCUACUUCUACAAUCCCUUCCUGGAAGAUGAAGUUGAACAGAGCACAGUGGUGCAGAUCUUGUACCCAAUCGACCCCAAGCCGGUUUUCUGUGAAUUUGAUUGGGAGUUAGAUGAGCUUGAGGAGUUCACUGAUAAGCUUGUUGAGGAAGAAGAGCUGACGGAAGACCAGAAAGAAGCUUUCAAGGAUUUUGUGAAGGAGAAAGUUCGAGAAGCUAAAAAAGCCAAUCGCGAGGCUAGGGAAGCUCGCAAAAAAGCACUGGCAGAAAUGAGUGAAGAAACCAGGGCUGCGUUUGAGAGUAUGAAAUUCUACAAAUUCUAUCCUGUAUCCACACCUGACACACCCGAUGUAUCAAGCGUGAAGUCACCCUUUAUCAACAGAUACUAUGGUAAGGCUCAUAUGGUUUUGUGA
Messenger RNA from Striga hermonthica, 1143 nucleotides. The record is from the annotation of a GenBank genome assembly. Lineage: Eukaryota; Viridiplantae; Streptophyta; Magnoliopsida; Lamiales; Orobanchaceae.